Messenger RNA from Penaeus indicus, 3357 nucleotides. RefSeq names its product golgin subfamily A member 6-like protein 2. The transcript has 12 exons. NCBI's taxonomy places the organism in Eukaryota, Metazoa, Arthropoda, Malacostraca, Decapoda, Penaeidae. Gene Ontology annotation, cellular component: centriole; centrosome. The record is from RefSeq and is a predicted model, not a curated record. Gene Ontology annotation, biological process: establishment of cell polarity; neuron migration; tube formation. Bases 815 to 3220 code for a protein of 801 amino acids.
UGAGUGUUUUUUUUGGUAGAUAAGUACUUCAUUUAACGAAUGCUUAGUCAACAAGAGUUCUUUAGAAAUGUUAAGUGUUCUUGGGCUCAAGUAUAUAUAAAUUACAUCCUCGUGCUGAUAGUGUGUCUGUUUAAAUGAACGUAAAUACGUCUGUACGUUAGAGCACAUGUUCAGGGGAAGGUGCACACGCAAUGUAUCGUUUGAUGUGCGCGUGCACUCGUGUAUGUAUGCACAUGUAUAUGUGGGGAGAGUGUGGGUUACGGGAAGAGAAAAGGAGGAGUGGGAGGGGGAAAGCAGACUGCCGGAGGGGAAUCGAUCAGCUGACAUUCUUGGUGCAGGAGGCGAGGGAGGCGGACGGCCGGCGGGACAGAGGCAGCAGGUGAGCACAACACCCGGCGCCGCCAUGUGCCCCAUUCACCCUCUUCUGCGACCUCAUCCGCCGUGCUAGUGCCAGUGCCAGUGCCAAGGAGGAACCCCAGGGCCCCCACCGUCCCCUCCGAACUAUUUACCGGUCACCUCCCCCUCUCCCACCCUCUCCCUACCCCCAUCCCUCCCACGUGCACGUGUGUUUUGCAGGUGUGUGUGUGCGUGACGCUCAGGCCGGGCAUGCGGCGUGCUUAGAGUAUCAUCUCGCUGUUGUUGUCUUGCCCGGAAUCGCCAUCCAAACCAUCUCACGGGAUUGCCACGCGCGAUAAUUCACGGCCAAUUGGGCUUGUCGGCUAGAUUGUUGUGGCUUGAUGGAGUGGAGUGCCAUGAUGGAGUGCCGUGCCUGAGUGCCUGACGGGGCAGCGGGGACUGCGAGAGACGGCCUUCAAUGCACUCUGGAGACCGCGCUCGCCGGCUGGCUAAGAAGAUGGACGUGGUGGACAGCGACAGGUAUCGGGAGGCGGUGGAGCGGCUUCGGCGCCUCCUCUACGACCCUCCACCCUGGGAUGCUCCGCCCACACUGCACCCAGACCACGCCCUUCACUCCACCCACCACACUUACAACGCCUCCCACUACACUGCAGGGGGCGGCGGUGACAUAGAGGGCGUGCGCGUGGGUAUGAGCCUGGGUGGCACUCCCUCCAGGUGGCUGCUGGAGAUGCUGCGUCACCAGGAAGAUCUUAUUGCUCAACUCGAGAAGGAAAAUGAGUUCUUAAAGCGAGAAGUCGUAUCUGUGGGCGAGGGCGUGAAGGCGAUGGCGAAGGAGAACUCGGAGCUGAACAGAAGACUGACAGAAUCUCUAAAUCAAGCCAUUAAUACAGGCGAAGGCUCAGACACUUCUAGCUACAACUUAGAAGAGAUGGAUGAAGCCAUUCAGAGACAGAUGGCAGCACUAAGCAGGGAAAGAACCCUUCUGCAGGAGGAAGUAGGGCGUCUUGAGGGAUCCCUGGCGGCUGUGACCAAGAGAGAACAGGAGGCGCUGGCGAAGCUCAACCACGCUCUCGCUCUCGCCCAGGACACACACGCACACACGGCCAAGGUCAGAGCGAGCAGCGAGUCCGCCCUCGAGGAGGUGACCAACCUGCUGACGGUGACGCAGCAGGAGGGCAAGGAGCUGAAGCGCCAGCUGGCCGACGCCGAGGAGAGGCUGAAGAAGCAGGAGGGCAACGCCGAGGAGCGCGAGGGCCAGCAGAGGCAGCGGCUUCAGCGGCUGGAGGACGAGCGGGACGACUUGGAGCAGCUCGUCUCUCAGGUCAAGCAGCAGGUGCGGGACGGCGCGAGAAAGAUCGCGGACCUCGAGGAGGACCUGCACGUGGCCAAGGCGGCCCGACUUCGUCUCGAGGCCCAGCUGGAGGAGCAGCGGCAGCACUCCAAGGAUGCUCACAGCAGACUCGAUCAGAUCAUCAUGGCGCGCAGCGGCGAGGCGGCGGCGGGGGCGGCGCGGGCGAGGGAGCUGGAGGAGCGGCUGAGCGUGGCCAGGCAGGACUCCAACCGCCUCCUGCUCACCAUCACGUCCUUGGCGCAGGGUACAGGCCGGACCACCGAACUGGACACCACAGACGACGUGAAGAGUGAGCGACGAGCGGCGGAACAGCAACUGAGUGCUACCUUGGCCGCUCUCCAGACCAAGCACGAAGACGAAGUGAUGAAGCUGCGUGAGGCGGCGGACCAGCAGAGCGAGGCCAUGAAGAGCCUGAAGGCGGAGGUGGAGCGCAUGAGGCAGCAGCUGGCGGAGGACAACGAGAAGUAUCGGGUGUGCUUGGAUGAGGUUGGACGGGGUCUGGCGGCUCUGAGCACCUCAAGCCCCGACCAGAAAACUCAGCCCUUCAAAGAAGCGCCCGAUGCAGCCAGCAAGGACUUGAAAGCUCUGGAGGAUUCCGACAGUGGGCUUCCGUCUGCGACUUCUACGACUCCUGCCGCCGACAGCGAGAAGGGUAGAGACGCCUCGCGCGGGACUGCCGGCCAGGGAAAGGAGGUAGUGGAGAGGGAAUCCGAAGCAACGGAUGUUGUAAAAACAGCCGAGGAAACUUCGAAAGGGGAAAAGGAAGAGACAAAACGAGGUGAUAAAGAGGAAGAUCUGGAUAAAGAUAUAAAAGCCAGCAAUGGCGGUGCGGAGGAGGGGACUGGCGACGCCAAAGGCGGAGAGGACGACAAGACAGGAGAAGAGGACGCAGAAGAGGGGAAGAGCGAAGCCAAAGGCGGAGAUGACGACAAGAAAGACGACGACGCGGAAGAGGAGAACGACAGCCCCAAAGGGGGGGACGAUGACCCUAAAGAUGGAGACGGCGACGCCAAUGACGGAGAUGACGCUGCAGGAAGGGACGGCGAGCCAGGCGAAGACGGCGGCGACGCGCAGGGAAACGGCGACGGCGAAAAGGAAGGCGCCGACGAAGGAAAGGGGGAGCCCGACGACAGCCGUGGGAGCGCCGACGGCACGGAGGGAGAGGCAGAGACCAAAGAGAAGGACGCAGGAAAGGGCGAAAGGAGGGAGGAGGACAGUUCAGAGGCCAAGCAAGAAGAACCCUGCGAAGACGAGGACUGUGAAAGAUGCGUGAACUGGACGAUGAUAAUGGACUCUCUCGAGGACGCGCUGCAGGGCCUUCAGCUGGACAUCAACAAGCAAGCGGCCCGCAUCGACAGGCUAUCGGCGAGGGAGAGGGCCCAGUGCGACAACUGCGUCAUGCAGCACCUGGUCCUUGGCGCCGUCUACAACAGGCUCGACAACGUCGACAAGUACUCUCACAUGUUGGACGACAGGAUACAGUCGCUCUCCCACAGACUGCUGAGCUGUUAGACAUUGUGAGAACAACGGGCAAGGAGAGGGACGUCCUACGGCAGGAAGUCACGUUCCUUCGUAGGAUAGUGUCGACAUCUUCGGAUCCUACAGCUGCUCUAGCCAUGCCGCCCCUCGAACCCCUGUCUCCUCCUACU